AAUUUCAUUGAUACAGCUACAUCAAUAAAUAUACAAUAACAAAUUAGUUAUUUAGUGUGUCUGUAAAUCCAAGCAAAUCGAUUGAUUUUAUUUGAAAAUUUAAAUAGCAAUAAUGCUUUACGAUAAAGAGUAAGAAGAAAAUAAAAAAUAAAAAAUAUGUAUAGUGUCCAAGUCAAAGUCACCAACUCACUUUGCCUCUACUUGCUUUGCCUUGGCUUUUAUUUUUUUUUCCAUUUUUUUCACUCUCUCAAAGUCUCAACCUCUCUCAAGACCAAAUCAGUCGGCGUUUGGCGUUCCGCGACGUCAGAUCAGCUCUACUCCGUAUUUUAAUUUUUUUUUUUUUUUUUUUUUUCUUCACAUCUACUAAUGACUGUUUAUUAACACUCAAUAAUUUUUAUAAACAAAAUAUAUAAAUAAAUAAAAAAAAAAACAAACGUAUCCAAAAAGAAAAAAAAAAUUAAUUUUUUUGCAUUAGUUUAAAACAGUGUUGUGUUUAUGUGUGAUAGUUAUCAAAAUUAAAUUCAACGAUUAUAUUGACAAUUUGACAACAUAAACAAAAUGAUGGAUAAAUCAACAAAAUAUGUAUUAAGAAAAAUUGGAAUUGAUGUACUAUGUCUUUUAAUUCUUGGACUUGGGCCACUUUAUUGUUUAAAAUAUGGUACACCUUAUCCACGUGGAUUUUUUUGUGAUGAUGAAUCAAUUAAACAUCCAUUCAUUGAAUCAACUGUUGGAAAUGAAUUACUAUAUUCAAUAGGUAUUGCAAUGCCAAUAUGUGGGAUGUUACUUGGUGAAUAUUUUCAUGCAAAAUUAUUAAAUAAACAAUCGUCACUUGUUUUAUUUGGUCAUAAAAUUGCACCCUGGAUACCAAUGGCUUACAACAAGAUUGGAUUAUUUGCAUUUGGAGCAUUGAUAUCUGUGUUUUUGACUGAUACUGCAAAAUAUAGUAUUGGAAGAUUACGUCCACAUUUUAUUGAUGUAUGUCGUCCAAAUAUUAGUUGUGAUAAUAAUAAUUCAUUUGAAUUCCAACACAAGUACCAUGUGAAUUUUGUUUGUACAAAUAAUAUUGGUGAUUAUGAACAUCGAUGGAAAGACGCAAGACUGUCAUUUCCCUCAGGCCACUCGUCUUUUUCCAUGUAUGUUUCGAUAUACUUUGCCUUAUAUCUACAAUUGAGAGUAACAUGGAAGGGUAGUAAAUUAUUAAAAUAUUUACUUCAAACAAUUUGUUUAUGGAUGGCAUGGUAUACAGCGAUGUCACGUGUUUCUGAUUACAAACAUCAUUGGAGCGAUGUCCUCGCUGGAAUGUUACUUGGCUCAAUAGUUUCACUGAUCAAUGCAUUUUGUAUUGCUGACAUAUUCAAAGAGCGAAGAAUCAAUAAGAUUGGUACAACUGAUUUGGAUAAAAUAAAAACUGUUGAUUAUGAUAUUGAACCAGGCAUGCAGACUCUAAUUCCAAUGGUGGAUUGAAAUUUACUGGAGACAUCAUGAGAUAUUCAUUUUUAGAAAAAAAUGAUGUUACAUUAUCACUGCAGACUUCAAUGUGAAUGUGUGUAUGGUUUUUCUGGGUGGCAACUAUUUAAUGUUACACUGACAUUUCACGCAACAUCACUUCCUGAUUAAAUUAUUUAAUUUAAUUUUUUUUUUUUUUUGCUUUUUUUCCUGAUCAAAGACAGAAAGAACAUGUGAAAUUUAUUUAUAAAAUUGUUACUCAUGUUUCUUUUUUUUUUGUUCGCUGGAAUUUGUCUUGAUUUCGAUUUUUUUUUUUUUCGAAACUUUUGUUUCGAAAUAUCAUGGUUUUGGUUAUCCAAAAAAAUUUUCAUUGUGAAUUUCAUUUUUUUUUUUUUCUCAUUAUGAAGAGUCUGUUAUUUAUGUAUUAUUGUACAUUAUCAUCAAUUUUUUUUUUUUUUUUUUUUCAUUAAUUAUGCUAUGACGAAAAAAAUUUUUAUAUAAAAAAAUUAGUCUUUAAAUAAUUUAUCUCAAAGGUUAAAGUAUUAUUGUUUACCUUUGUUAUCG
This is a messenger RNA of Aphidius gifuensis, 2010 nucleotides long. Its product is annotated as putative phosphatidate phosphatase. Gene Ontology annotation, biological process: phospholipid metabolic process; phospholipid dephosphorylation; signal transduction. Gene Ontology annotation, molecular function: phosphatidate phosphatase activity. The coding region runs from base 559 to 1464 and encodes 301 amino acids. The transcript is spliced from 9 exons. NCBI's taxonomy places the organism in Eukaryota, Metazoa, Arthropoda, Insecta, Hymenoptera, Braconidae. The record is from RefSeq and is a predicted model, not a curated record.